AGAUCGCAAAUAUUCAUCUCUUACAAUGUGUAUUAACUAUUGUAGAUCAUGGACGGAACUGAGGCAGAUACUACAAAUGCUUUGAAUGAACCUAUCGACAUAGGUUCAGAUACAAUGUUGGUGGAAGAGACGAGUUUUACCGAAUCAACCAAGGUCAUGGACAAUAUAAAAAUGGAUGUUGAUGUUAAAGAAGCCAUCACCAAAAGCCUCGAGGCUACCUUGAUGAAAGGGACCCUAGACUCACCGACUCUUUCAAAUCCAAAGGAGUCAUGUCAUAAUAAACCAAAAAAAGAAAACACAAACAUUAUCUCAAAAGACUAUGUCUGCACCGCGGAAGAUUUUGUCGUCAUUGAAUCAAUAAUGUCUGCACCUAAAAAUACCAACUUUGUGGAGAUCGGUGAUGCAUCGCUAUCUAAUGACCAUUUAAAGUGUCUUACAUGUGAUGACGGAUUUCUGCCCGAUGUGAUAAAUGCCUACAUAUAUUGCAUGCGUGCAUGUGAUCAUCUGCUUAACAGAGCUGGCGAUAAGGUAUAUAUGGAUAAAACAUACGUCUCCAAUAUGCUGAAGAAAGACGUAAAAAUAUAUCGUCAUAUCGUAGAGCAGGCAUAUAUUUAUCUAAAGCAUGAUAUGCGGUCAUCAAUGCGAAGAAACGCUUGA
This is a messenger RNA of Lolium perenne, 657 nucleotides long. The record is from RefSeq and is a predicted model, not a curated record. NCBI's taxonomy places the organism in Eukaryota, Viridiplantae, Streptophyta, Magnoliopsida, Poales, Poaceae.